AUGUCAACCACUACUUGUCUCCAGCUCGAGGAGCUGUCAAAUAAACCGUCCCCUUUCCAUCGUUGUAUUUCUUCUGAAAGUCGCUUUCAGCAUUCUAUACCUACUACAACGCACGCGAAGGUAGAUGAACAAACAUCAACGCUUAUCACUCCUUUGGAAGCGAAGCAAAGGGUGCUGUUACUUAGGGCGGCCCGAGAACAAUAUACCUUGGUAGAUAACCAUCACGUUCCUUCCAUCCUUCACCCAGGAGAAGUUCUUGUCAAGGUUUUGGCGAUCGGCCUGAACCCGAUCGACUGGAAAGGGCCAGCAUACAAUUUUGGAAUUCCCAGUCUUCCAUGGAUUAACGGGCGCGACUUAGCAGGACUUGUACUCCAAGUCCCCAACGAGUCCUCCCGCCUCCGUGUAGGCGAUAUUGUUCUCGUGCCAUCCACAGAUUACCGAGACAUCAGAAAAGCAGCUUUCCAAGAAUACGCAAUCGCCACUGACUUCAACGCCGCGCGCAUUCCAUCUUCAACAUCUAUCCACGCAUCGGCUUCACUUGGUGUGGCCUUUGUUGCCGCCGUAUUAGCCCUGGGCGUCUCGUUCGGACUAGACUUCUCCCGUCUUACACAAUCCCCAGGGCCCAACCUGAUGAACGUCGUCAAUCAACUCAAUAAGAAUGAUGUUCCCGCCGAUGUUCAGGAUGAAGUUUUUGCUAUCCAUGAUGAAUCGGAUCGGCCUCAGCGAGGUGAUUGGCUUGCAAUCUGGGGGGCGUCAACAACUACCGGACUGGUGACCCUUCAACUAGCAAAGCUUGCCGGUCUACGAGUGAUCUGCGUAGCAGAUAUUGCACGACACGGUGCCAAACUCUUAGAAUCCGGCGCCGAUCUACUGGUCGAUCGACACGACACAGAUCGAGCAGUGGAGAUCAUCCGUGGGGUUACCGGUGGUAAGCUGAGGUAUGCUAUUGAUAUUGUUGGCAAGGAUACAGCCACGAUACUCGAGAAGACACUGGAUGCUUCGGGAAAUGCCCAUCUCUUAGGGCUUACUGGUCUGCCCAAGGAGCGGAAUCCUGGCAUUAAAUACCAUACUGUGCCCAUUAAGCUUUUUCACAGUGCACCUGCAGUAGGUGAGAGUAUGGUUACCUGGCUGGAGAGUUUGCUGCAAUCGAGUACCUUGACCCUGCCGGAAAUUGUUCGUGCAGAGGGUGGAUUGGAGGGUAUCAAUGCUGCUCUGGACAUUCUGCGAAGUGGGACGGUUUCUGGGAAGAGGAUUGUGGUUGAUUUGGGCUCGGAGGAGUCUCGGCCCUAA
Molecule: messenger RNA, 1290 nt
Organism: Penicillium longicatenatum
Lineage: Eukaryota; Fungi; Ascomycota; Eurotiomycetes; Eurotiales; Aspergillaceae
Product: zinc-binding alcohol dehydrogenase family protein
Exons: 4
Coding region: 1-1290 (429 amino acids)
Molecular function (GO): oxidoreductase activity, acting on NAD(P)H
Source: RefSeq, a predicted model, not a curated record